UGCCCACAGUUAGCACCCAAGAAGUCACAGCAAAAGCAGCUGCCAGGCAAGUCGGAUCCCAGCGGAGAACAGGACACAAAGCUCAGCCGGAAAAAGACCACCAAACCCCCCCAGGCUGCCACUGCAGGCACAGGACAGCGAGCAGGUGCAGUGAAGCAGCAGCCAACAGCCAUGAAGAAGAAACCAAAGGCAAAGUCUGUGGCUGCCCAGCCCAGGAGUGAUGGAGCAAAGCCUCAGCGAGGUGCCAACCACCCCCAGGCCCCCAGCAAAGGGUCUGCAGGGUCCUCCCGUGCUGCCAAGCAUCCCCAGGGCCCUGGCAAGGCUGGGGGUGCAGGAGAGGGCAAAAGCAACAGCUCUGAGGGUGCUGGGGCCAAGGGGCCCCAAAAGGCUCCCAGGGCAAAGGGCAAGGGGAAGGCUCCCAAGGGGGCACAGCAGGAUGCUCCCAAGGCAAGGGAGGGUCAGGGCCAGGCAAGGAAGCCCAGGGAGAUGCCAGGAGCUGGGCAGGGCAAGGCCAAGCUGCAGAAGGCAGCUCCCUCUGCAAAGGGCAAAAAGGCUCCAUAG
Molecule: messenger RNA, 561 nt
Organism: Acanthisitta chloris (rifleman)
Lineage: Eukaryota; Metazoa; Chordata; Aves; Passeriformes; Acanthisittidae
Product: cuticle collagen 7-like
Exons: 3
Source: RefSeq, a predicted model, not a curated record